Molecule: messenger RNA, 2719 nt
Organism: Neocloeon triangulifer
Lineage: Eukaryota; Metazoa; Arthropoda; Insecta; Ephemeroptera; Baetidae
Product: adhesion G-protein coupled receptor G4-like
Exons: 3
Coding region: 3-2432 (809 amino acids)
Biological process (GO): cell surface receptor signaling pathway; G protein-coupled receptor signaling pathway
Cellular component (GO): membrane
Molecular function (GO): G protein-coupled receptor activity
Source: RefSeq, a predicted model, not a curated record
CCAUGCGGCUGUACGUGAUCCUUGGAAUUGUGUUCCUUUUUUACUCUUUAAGUUCGUCAAGUGAGUCAAAAUCAUCCACGAUAAAGUCAUUGAAGUUGGAAAAUGAAAACGGGACAGUUGUACUUCAAGUCGUCGUCGCUAAAAGGAUUCAGCUUCAAGAUAGUUUAUUUGAGUGCAACAUCGUUGAAUGUGUGAAUCGAUCAAACAGCAUGCAUGUUCAAAAUAAUCUUUUAGGCGGCUGCAUUGUGACUGGUGAUGAAAAAAUGUGCAAGUACAAGAUUGAAACUUUAAAUGUGAAUGGGAUUUAUUCAUGCGUAGGAAAUGUCUUCGGGUACACCAAAGCAAGCAAUGAGCUCAUUUACACGCUGCCGAAUAACUUUGUAACUCUUGUUGUUCAAUUUGAAACUUUGCAAAAGUUGGAAGAUCUUCAGAAGCUAGUUUGCGGCGUUAUGACUGUUAAGCUAGUAGAAGGCACCGACAAUAUUUUUCAUUUCUCCACAAACGAAAUUGGUCCACCCUGUACUCAUCAUCCCGUAAAAGCAGAGUACUUAAGGGCAAAAAUAAAAUACCCUGCCAACAUCACUUGGAGCAAUGUUUGCUGUUUGCCUGAUGCCAAGUAUGAUACUAGCUUAAAUUUGCCGCCUUUGGAAGAAGAUUGCAACAAUGAUCACUUUAAUGGCGUGAACGACAACGGGACCGUCCACAAAUCAAAUCAAGGACAAACCGAUAAUGCACUAAAAGAGGAUCUAAUUAAAUCCGCUGAAAAGGUGGAAAGAAUAGAAAAAUUCAACGAAAUUUUGCUGACAUCUAAAAAUCAGUCUGUUCUUCCGGAAGUAGUGAACAAUUUUGCCGAAUUUGUGUCCAGUGACGGAACUUUUUAUCAAGAAGCUAAAAAGAAAAACAAAACUAACCAAUUGCUUUCAAACUUUGACUUUUAUCUGGCAAGCAUUACGCUAGACGAGCCGAAAGUAGAGGAGAUAAGUCAAAAAGUAGCAGUGAGAGUUGAGAACCUCAGUUUGACUAAAACGAUUGGCCUGCGUCUCAUAGACAAGAGAGAUCGUGAUGAAUUUAAAAGCCUGAGUGCAAACGACUCAGCCGAUGACUUUGCUGUUCAAUCUGAUUUAAUAGCUGGUAUUGAACUGCCUAGAAUUUUAGUGGACGCGGGAGAAAGGCUGGCAGUGUCGGUCAUCAAAGACUCAAAAAGCCUUUUCAGUGCAGCCUAUGCAACAAGCGCCGUCAUAAGUGUUACCUUAGAUGGAGGCCACCGUAGAAAUUUAUCUGAACCCAUCAUUUUGCUGUUUCCCAAAAAGUCAAAUAAUAAUUCAGCUGCAUGUGGAUUUUGGGACUUUGCAAUGGCCAAAGGGAAAGGAAAUUGGUCAUCAGAGGGAUGCACCUUGAACAAAACUAUCGCACUGGAAGACACUUUGAUUGACGAAUGUCACUGUUGGCACUUGACUCAUUUCGCCCUAAUAUUUUGGGAUUCCAAAUCGACCGCUCAAUUUAAGAGCACGUUUCUUGAUCACGUCAGUAGCGUCGGUUGCAUAACUUCUUUAAUUAGUCUUGCGGGUGUAUUUUUGGCGGCAAUUAUUUCGCCCAAGUGGAGAAAAGGCGCCGGCCAAAAACUUUUACUCCAAAUGGCUUUGAGCCUAGCAUUGCUUUUGUCACUUUUCCUAGUAACGGCAAAUGUUGAUUUAAAUAAAUGGGGCUGUUUUUUCACCGGAUUUUUCAUGCACUAUGCAAUUUUGGCGCACGUUUUUUGGAUGCUAAUAGCCGCCUACUUACAGUACAUUCGGCUGGUCAAAGUGAUUGCCCGCAGAAAACCGAAUUUGAUCUUGAAAUCCGCUGUGGUCGGUUGGAUAUUUCCUAUUAUUCCCGGCAUGGUUGUUCUAUUAAGUCAAAAGUUUGAUUUUUAUUCAGAAAUUCCACUUUGUCUUCCAACCGGCUUGGCCUUUUAUCUAUCCAUUCUCCUUCCAGUAACUCUAAUCCAAUUGAUCAAUUUAGCCGUUUUUGCUCUGAUAACAUUCAACAUAUGCCGCGUAAGCAGUUUUAGUGGCAGAAAGCACGAUGCAAAUCGGUUCCAAUUCCGCAGAUUUAUCCAAUUGGUCUUUUUGUUCACAUUGCUUGGUCUCAAUUGGAUAUUCGCAAUAUUCCAAGUGGCAUUUCCCGACGCCAGAUUUGCUUUCGGACUUUUAUUUACGAUUUUCGGCACUUUUCAAGGCAUGGUGUACUUUUGUUUCUUUGUCCUAAUGCACAAAGACUUUCCUAGCGCUUGGCAAAGAUUCGUCGCGCUUUUGCGUAAUAUGAGCAAAAUGUCUGAAGAAAAGAACUUGCGCCAGAGUGAAAACAGUUUGAUGACCACUUUUAGCAGAAUUAUUUCUUCCAAUCGAUCCGAAAGUAGCGCGGUUAAUUUUCAUAGUGAAAACAAAAAUUAAGUUCUUCCAUAAAUGUUUUUAAAUGUUUUUUGUUAUUUCCUCUCAUGAAAAAAUUUAAAAAAAAAACUUUGAAAAUUGUAAGCUCUCUAAUAUGAAAUAAGAAAAUUACAGAAAUAUUACUAAAUUUAAAAAAAAUACAUACCUAAAUACCUAUACCUCAAUUACAUUAUUUCACAUUAUGCUUUAGCAGUUGUUAUCCUUGCUUAAAAAUAGUGUUUUGUUUUGAAAUGUUGUAAAAACUGUUUCUGACAAUGGACAAUAAAUAUGGUCAGAUUAUAAAAUGUGAA